CGUGCUGGCCAAACCAGUCUCUGGGUUCCGUUUGGUAGCUCAUAGAGAGAGUGAACGGGAGAAAAAAUUUCGGACGGAGAUUCGAACUCUUUGAAUGGACAACUGGGUAAUGGACGGCACGGGAGUUUGUUGAAGCAAUAUGAGCUUGAAAUUGCUGAGUGCCCAUUUUGCCUGAAUUCAACGUGACCCGGCAUUUGAUCUGAUGGAAAUGUAUUGUGUUGUGGCUAAAGCUUCCAGCGUUGAGCUUGGGUCGCCCCGAUUAAAGUUGGUCUCCUUUGUUUUGCAUGUUAGCUGACGAAAUCUAGGUAAUAGCUGGAGCAAUGGAGUGACAUCAAAUUCUCCUCCUGUUUGGUUCCAAUCAUUUGUCGUUCAAUCUCAGAUGCGAACUCUCACCAUGUGCUUCUCAAUUUUACAAUUUUCAAGAGCUGGGAUACCAAGAUUGGCUGGUUUCUGGCGUCAAAGCUUCCACACUCGUAGUAGACCCGACAAGAAUGAUUCUCACUUUGCAUUGUUCAGUUCAAAGACUUCUGGACUUGAAGGAGGAUACAGUAGGAAAUGGAUGAGAAGACCAGUUUCUACAAAAACAGGGGAAAGGAACAAGACCCAAGGCAAUAAACGCAGCGAUGUUAGGGAUGGAGUUUCGGAUGCUAUAGUCUCUGCAAGCACAACGUUAAACAUAGAAAAAGCCGAAAUAACUGAGUUCCGCAAAAUUGAGUAUUCUGAUGUUCAACAAAAAAUUGCCGAGAACAAAGAAUUAGCCAGCCUCGUGACCCUAAUCGUCUUUGAUCUGGAGACUACAGGAUUUAGUAGAGAGAGUGAAAGAAUCAUUGAGAUUGCAUUGCAAGAUCUUUCAGGAGGCAAGAAUAGCACUUUCCAGACGCUUGUAAAUCCAGAACGUUAUGUUCCGAAUGCCCAUAUUCAUGGCAUUACAACCCAUAUGGUGAACAGGCCUGAUGUUCCCAGGAUGGCGGACUUGAUACCGAUAUUAUUCCAAUUUGUGGGGAGCCGCCAAAAAUCUGGGGGAGUGGUCGUGUUUAUCGCUCAUAAUGCUCGACGUUUUGACGUGCCUUUUUUGUUGGAGGAAUUUAAUCGCUGCUCCUUUGAGGUUCCUGAAAACUGGCUAUUUGCCGACACACUUCCUCUGGGACGUGAGAUGAUGAAAUCUAAAGGAUUGAAACCUUCUUCAAGCAUAUCGUUGCAAUCCCUUCGCGAGUAUUACGGAAUUCCAUUGACCGGUUCAGCUCAUAGGGCCAUGUCGGACGUGAACUCGUUGUCAGCGAUUCUUCAGAGGUUGACACACGACCUCAAAAUUCUCCCCUCUGACCUCGUACAGAGAUCUUUCAAAGCCACAGAUCUCAACAGUGUCAAGAAGAAGAGAAGUUCUAGCUGAUUCUUAUCCAUGCUUCAUCCCCUGUUCAAGCAGAUGUUCAGGAAUGAUGCCAGAGCAACAAGGAGGGCUGCUGCCCAUGACAAAUGCUGGGGCAUGGAAAUUUAGUCAGAUUAGCAAUCUGGAAGCAACCAUUGUUGUAAGUUAUGACCUAUCGUUAUUUAAAGAAAUGAAAUUUCAAGUGCCUUUGGGGCUAUAAUUGCUGUAAUUUAUGACCUAUGAUUAUUUAAAGAAAUGAAAUUUCAAGUGCCUUUGGGGCUAUAA
Molecule: messenger RNA, 1651 nt
Organism: Syzygium oleosum
Lineage: Eukaryota; Viridiplantae; Streptophyta; Magnoliopsida; Myrtales; Myrtaceae
Product: exonuclease DPD1, chloroplastic/mitochondrial
Exons: 4
Coding region: 380-1390 (336 amino acids)
Biological process (GO): DNA catabolic process
Cellular component (GO): cytoplasm
Molecular function (GO): 3'-5'-DNA exonuclease activity; nucleic acid binding
Source: RefSeq, a predicted model, not a curated record